AGCCAAUGCCACUGUCAGCAUCAGGACUGUAGGAACACACCUAGACUCAGAAAACCCUCUGCAACUUCAGCGCCAAGUUUGAGGAUUAUGUAAAUCUUAGUGUUGGGACAGACUGUAGAUUGUGAUUUUAGGAAAUUAGUUUAAGUGACUAAACUUAGACCAUGAACGGACCUAAUGGAAAACACGCCGUGUCUGUCCCAAACGGAUACUCACAGAAACCCAAAGACGCAGAGGAGCGGGGAUACUGGGGAACCAAAGCCGAGUUCAUCCUGACAGUGAUGGGAGCCGUCAUCGGACCAGGGAACGUUUGGAGGUUCCCUUAUUUGUGUUACAGAAACGGAGGUGGUGUGUUCUUCAUCCCAUACAUUCUGUUCAUGUUCACCUGUGGAAUCCCUCUGUUCUUCCUUGAGACUGCACUGGGACAGUAUACCAACCAGGGGGGGAUCACAUGCUGGAGAAAGAUUUGUCCACUUUUUCAAGGCAUGGGAUAUGCCAGUCACUUAAUAAUCGCGUUCAGUGCCACGUCGUACGUCAUCAUCAUGGCAUGGGCGUUUUUCUAUCUGUUUUCAUCCUUUAGUGCGGAGCUCCCUUGGGCUGCAUGUGGACACUACUGGAACACAGCGUCGUGCAUGGACAGGAGCCAAUCAAACAUGAGCCUCAACAUAACAUCCAGGAUCAACACCUCUCUUCCUGUUGUGGAGUUCUGGCAACGCAGGGUUUUGAAAAUCUCUGGGGGCAUCGAGGACGUUGGCAGUUUGAGGUGGGAGCUGGUUUUGUGCCUCAUCCUGACCUGGGUCAUCUGCUACUUUUGCGUCUGGAAGGGCAUCAGGUCCACAGGGAAGGCGGCCUACUUCACCGCCACAUUUCCCUUCAUCAUGCUGUUUGUCUUGCUCAUACGAGGCGUUACCCUACCAGGAGCAGUAGAUGGGAUUCUUUACUACCUCUACCCUGAUAUUUCUCGGCUCUCGGACCCUCAGGUGUGGAUGGAUGCUGGUACUCAGAUCUUCUUCUCAUAUGCUGUCGGCCUGGGGUUCCUAACAUCCCUGGGGAGUUACAAUACGUACAACAACGACUGCUACAAGGACUGUUUCUACUUAUGUCUGCUCAACAGUGCCACCAGUAUAGUAGCAGGUUUUGCCAUUUUCUCUGUGUUGGGUUUCAUGACCUACGAACAAGGAGUGGAUAUUUCUGAAGUAGCAGAAUCAGGUCCAGGGUUGGCAUUCAUUGUUUUCCCACGUGCUGUAGCCAUGAUGCCCAUGCCUCAGGUGUGGUCUGUGUGUUUCUUCAUCAUGAUCAUUCUGCUCAGCUUGGACAGUCAGUUCGUGGGUCUUGAGUGCCUGAUGACGUCAGUGGUUGAUCUGUUCCCUUACCUACGCAGAGGUUUUCGACGUGAGCUGCUUCUGCUGGUUAUCUGCACUGUCUGCUGUUUACUGGGCCUUUCUCUGGUUACCGAGGGUGGGAUGUACCUGCUUCAGCUGAUGGACCAUCACGUCUGCAGCGGUACCACUCUGCUUUUACUCUCAAUGAGCCAAUCCAUCAGCAUCGCAUGGGUCUACGGUGCUGACCGUUUCUAUAACAACAUCACACACAUGAUCGGUUAUCGUCCAUUUCCACUGAUGAAAUACUGCUGGCAAUACAUCACCCCCUUCAUCUGCCUUGGAACCUUCAUCUUCUCCAUUGUCAAAUACAGCCCACUCAAGUUCAGUAACACUUAUGUUUAUCCACUGUGGGCCAACAUCUUGGGCUGGUUUAUUGCUACUGUCUCACUCUCGCUCAUCCCGCUGUUUGUGUUGUAUAAAAUGAUACAGGGAGAAGGCACCAUUCAACAGCGUUUCCUGUCACUCUGCCAACCCCAGGAUGACCUCCCCUUUGCGCACAAAUGUCCGGCUUCUCUGAGUACCAACGGUGCAGCAGCCAAGACCGAACUCAAACCGUUAUCUGACACAGGGGAGCUCACACUGUGAACUCAAACAAAAGUACUUUCUUUAUUCGCUUCAGGAGGAAAUAUUUUCAGCUAAGAAAAAAAAUAUGACUCAAGAGCUAGAGAGAAAGAAUAUAUAUUGCAUUUCAUCUUCCAUGUAAAGUGAAUCUAAACACCACAAAUGUAUUUUUUUUUUUUUGUUUUUAUAAAAAGCAAUAUUGUAAUUUUCAAGAAACAAACCCUGGGUCUCAGUACUCACAAAACCAUACUAUUAAGUUAGCCACAAAAAGGAAAAAGGAGUUAUAGACUGUGUCAAAUGUUGUGUGGGAUUUGGUUGGAGAAUAUUGGCUUAUUAUAGCACAAAAGUAUUUCCUAAUAAUAGUCAGGAAUUCUACUUUCAAGACAUUUUGUCUCAAAAUGUCAAUUUACGAUCUUCUUUCAAGUUGGUUUUGGACUGAAAUCUGGAACAGUGUCACAGUUGGAACUAAAAAUGAGUUAAAUAUAUGUAAAAUGAAGAGGAUGACAAAAAAGAAAAGUAAAAAAAAAAAAAAAUACUACUUUUGAGUAUCAGACGUUUAUUAUGAGACACUAAACUUCACAACAUUAGUAAAAUAUAACUGAGAAUUAGUUUUAUAAGCAAAGUUCAAGAUUACUCUUAUAUUUUAAGGCUUAAACAUAAUGUCUUGUUUCAAGAAUUCUUGCCAAGAGAAUUUUCACUUGUUCCAUUAGCCGAUUGUUUUGCUUAAUACAAAAAAAUAUCUUGUAUUAAUGUUUUUUGUUUUAUUUUUACUUGUUUUUAGAGGAGCAUUUUUUGCAGUGCACAUUACCCAGUUUAUCAUUUUACAGUAAGUAACCCAGCCAGCAUGCUUUUCUGUCUAUGAUUUCCCACAGUACUUUGCAACACAUGUACAUGAACGUGUCAGAGGUUAAUUAUUCAAAGCACAAUGACAAAGUUGUUGUUCAGGUUGUAUGCGUACUUUGUGCAUGACUUUGAAAGGUCUGCUGCAGCAUGCUCUGAAUAAGUAGAUAAAAGAAAGAGUGUGCAAUUUGGGACUAAAACCUCUAUCAAAAUGGCAGGAAAAGUACAUGCACAUGCACAUACACACCACUUGGACAUCAGCUUGCACCAGAACUUUAUCCCUCUUUUUUACGUGUCACAUUUUAACAGUGAAGUAUAAAGUGAAAGCAGGUGAUCGAUAACACAACCACAGCCUCACAGUCCAUGCAGCUUAGGCAAAAAAAAAUUCCUCAUCCGGAUUCAACGAAGCAAAUACCAAUGUUUCAGCUACAAACAUAAUCACCUUAACUGAACUUUUCACUCUCUGAGUCAGGGAGUAAAUUCUAUCCAUCAUUCUAUCCAUUGGUUUGAUAGAGAGAAUAAAGACUGGACUGUGGUCUGAUGAGUCCAGGUUGACCCUGGUCCAGAUUGAUGAACUCAGGGGUACCCAGACAAGACAGGCAGAUGAAGUGAUUACCCAUCAUGCCUGGUGCCUACAGUACUGUGGUGGCAGUGUUGUGUUCAGGGCUUGCUUCAGUUGGUCAGCUCUAGGUUCAGUGACAUUAUGUGUCCAUAAAAUGACAGACAUAAAUGUUGUAAUAUUGCAUAAGCUCAUUGAAAUGAUGUGUGGGACUUUUUUUGACCAGGGCUGGUAUAUAUAGAACAAUAUAUGUAAUGUGUGCUUUCCCUGCUAAAUAAGGUAUACUAUAAA
Sphaeramia orbicularis (orbiculate cardinalfish) is the source of this 3630-nucleotide messenger RNA. Its product is annotated as sodium- and chloride-dependent GABA transporter 2-like. The record is from RefSeq and is a predicted model, not a curated record. Gene Ontology annotation, molecular function: gamma-aminobutyric acid:sodium:chloride symporter activity. The transcript has 14 exons. Gene Ontology annotation, cellular component: cell projection; plasma membrane. Gene Ontology annotation, biological process: amino acid transport; nitrogen compound transport; sodium ion transmembrane transport. Bases 162 to 1964 code for a protein of 600 amino acids. NCBI's taxonomy places the organism in Eukaryota, Metazoa, Chordata, Actinopteri, Kurtiformes, Apogonidae.